AUGAUACGCGCCUCGCCGAUUAAAGGGUUUAACAUCCCGAACUCGACCACGACCUUGAAGGCAACUCUCUUCGCGGACGACACCACGGUGUACUUGGCCGAGGCGGACGACUUCAACAUCCUCCAGCGUGUCCUUGACGUGUGGUGCUCCGCGGCGAAGGCGAAAUUCAACAUAGGAAAGACCGAGAUCAUCCCCAUAGGAUCAGAGGAGUACCGCUGCAGGAUGGCUGCCACGUACGCCCAAACCGGAGCAUGGCAGAACUACCCGAGAGGUGUUCAUGUUGCUGCGGAUGGAGAAGCGGUCCGGAUCCUGGGCGCCUUCCUGGGGAAUAAGGUCGAGCAAUGUGAAGUUUGGACCCCAAAACUAGAGAAAGUCAGCAACGCCCUCCGCAAAUGGAGAACGGGACACAUGACGCUCGUGGGGAAACGCCUGGCGGUGCAGAUGGUGGUUGGGGGUAUGACCCAGUUCAUGACCGAUGUCCAACGGAUGCCCGAACAAGUUGUAAAGCGCCUGACAAAGAUGAUUAGGGACUUCGUAUGGGAUGACAGACCCCCGUAG
Molecule: messenger RNA, 558 nt
Organism: Trametes versicolor FP-101664 SS1
Lineage: Eukaryota; Fungi; Basidiomycota; Agaricomycetes; Polyporales; Polyporaceae
Exons: 2
Coding region: 1-558 (185 amino acids)
Source: RefSeq, a predicted model, not a curated record